CUGAUCCUGGCAGCCCUGGUGAUCGGCAUCAACGGCCUCUUCUCGGUCUGGCUGCGGCUGGGCCUGCACGGCAAGCUGGCGGUGGCGACGGUCAGGUGCAUUGCCCAGCUGUCUGUUCUGGGCUACAUCCUCGUCCCCAUCUUUAGAAUCAACCACUGGUGGCUCACCCUGCUCUACACUCUCUUCAUGCUGGCGGUGGCGGCGGUGGAGGCCGUGUCACGCCCCACCCAGACCUACCCUGGCAUGCUGCUUCAGGCAAUGCCGCCGCAUGCGGGCCCUGCCCGGCAUGGCUGCCUCUACGGCCUGGCACUGGUGGUACGGGUGUCUCCCUGGUACGACCCGCAGUACCUCAUCCCCAUGAUGGGCAUGCUGCUGGGCAACGCCUGCUCCGGGGUGGCUGUGGGGCUGUCCACUAUCCUGGAUGAGCUUUCCUCUGGGAGGGACAAGGUGGAGUUUUUGCUGGCUAUGGGGGCCACCCGCAUGGAGGCGACGCGCGAGGUGGUGCAGCGCGCCAGCCGCAUGGCCCUCACCCCGCUGCUCAACACGAUGAAUGUGGUGGGCAUCGUGUCGAUUCCGGGCAUGAUGACGGGGCAGAUCCUGGGCGGCUCCGACCCCGCCAAGGCCGCCCGCUACCAAAUCAUAAUCAUGUUCCUGAUCGGCGCCGCCACCGGGCUC
Chlorella variabilis is the source of this 675-nucleotide messenger RNA. RefSeq lists its product as hypothetical. The annotation marks the transcript as partial. Lineage: Eukaryota; Viridiplantae; Chlorophyta; Trebouxiophyceae; Chlorellales; Chlorellaceae. The transcript has 6 exons. The record is from RefSeq and is a predicted model, not a curated record.